GUGGUUUCCAGCAGAUGACGGAGAGCUGGUUGUUUGGACAGGCGUGCUAGCGGAUGCCAGAGCGGGCUGAUCAUGGCUCUGUCGAGAGCUCUCAGAUGUUGUCAGAGGAUUUUCUCCUGGAUUCCUGUCAUCAUCAUCUCAUCUGUGGUCCUCUGGUCCUAUUACGCGUAUGUCUUCGAACUGUGCUUCGUGACCCUCACUCAUGAUCUGGAGAGAGUGGUGUAUUUGUUGAUAUUUCACGUGUGCUUUAUAAUGUUCUGCUGGACCUAUUGGAAGGCCAUCUUUACUCCACCGGCCACACCGUCUAAAAAGUUCCAUUUGUCGUACAGUGAUAAGGAGAGGUAUGAGCUGGAAGAAAGGCCGGAUGUUCAGAAGCAGAUCCUCGCGGAUAUCGCCAAGAAACUUCCCAUCUUCACGCGCGCUCAGUCAGGAGCUAUCAGGUUCUGUGAUCGCUGUCAGGUGAUAAAGCCGGACCGCUGUCACCACUGCUCCGUCUGUGAAACAUGCAUUCUGAAAAUGGAUCACCAUUGUCCAUGGGUGAACAACUGUGUGGGAUUCUCCAACUACAAGUUCUUUCUGCUGUUCCUGUCUUACUCCAUGAUCUACUGCGUCUUCGUUGCAUCAACAGUGUUUCAGUACUUCCUCAAGUUCUGGGUGGGAGAUCUUCCCAAUGGCCCUGCGAAAUUCCACGUGCUCUUCCUGUUGUUUGUGGCGCUCAUGUUUUUUGUCAGUCUCAUGUUCCUGUUUGGCUACCACUGCUGGUUGGUGGCUAAAAACAGAUCCACGCUAGAGGCGUUUUCUGCGCCAGUGUUUCAGAACGGGCCUGACAGGAACGGCUUUAACGUUGGGCUCAACAGAAACCUCCAGCAGGUGUUUGGAGAGGACAGAAAGCUCUGGUUUAUUCCAGUGUUCACGAGUCAGGGUGACGGGCAUUAUUUCCCGCUGAGGACCCUGCGUGAAUCGGAGAAUCCUUUAUUGGGCAGUGAGGGGAAAUGGAUGGAGGACGGUGGGUCAGAUGAAGAAAGCGCAGAUGAAAAUGGGCCUUCAGUCGUUAUUAGGACGGAAUCAUAAUCACCGGAGCGGACGAGUACUUGCGGGAUCCUGAUUCACUUUAGCAUCACGAGUAGUUUAAUAAUCAAUCCUUGAACGAGACGACUUCAUUCCAAAUCCUGGAUCAUUCCGGAAAAGCCUGUUUUUAGAGAGCCAGAUAUAUUGGGAGCGGUGAGGAGUUUCCUGUAAUGCUGAUUACUUUGAACUUGUGCUGAAUGUUAUCAAGUAUAUCGCUCAUCUUUUAUGAAAAGGAGAGCCACAGGACAAUCAGUGGCAUUUUCAGAUGUCAUAGACCUGUUGGACUGUUUAUUAUCAUGCUUUUAUGACAACAGAUGGACAUCUCUGAUCAAAAAUGAUUAUCGAUAUCUAGUUGGAGGUAUUUCUGGGAUGUUUCUGAUAGCUGUUCCUUUUUUUUCUUUCUUUUCUUCACAUAUUGGGAUAAAUCUGUAUACACCAACAUGUCCAGAUCAUACUUCACCCCGUAAACAAAGUGAGAUUGUAUUAUAUAGUAGGCAUUGCUUUAAAUUAAGCCUGUUUAUCGCCAUAUUAAUUUGAGUAUUUAUAUAUCAAAACCUGCCAAAAAUGCCAAACUUUUAUUAGUGUAAAUUGUGAAUAUAUUUAUACUUUUUGCUAGUUUUUGCUAUCCUGCCUUUAAUCUUUAAUGAAAAGCAGUACAGUUUUAAAAAAAAAUUAAAUAAAAAUCUGUUUAGCAAUAAAGAGAAUUUAAUAAUAAUAAUAACCACUGAGAAUAAAAAUAUCUGGAUGCAUCACAGUAAUGAAAACUGGGGGAAAUGUGCUUAAUUAAAAUGUCACAAAGUAAAAUAGGUUUCUUGUUUAUUAUGCACAAUAUAAUUCCUUUCAUGAAUGUCCUUUUGAUUUUGGGGUGAAAUGUGGCAUGGACAUGUUUCAUGACAUUCCUCUGUUCUCUGUGUGUGUGUGUGUAUGUUUCCACCAUUAAUAUAAGUUUUCAUAUUGAGUUGGUAAGAAGUAAAUCCUAUGCAUUUAUCCUCUGCAUACAGUAUAUCACUGACUUAAGCUGACAUUUUAUUGAGCUUGUUUUAAUUCUUAAUGACUGAUUCAGACUGUGCUCAAUAGAGAGCAGUCUGGAUUUACCUUCUUUCUUUUACGUUGUGAUACAAUAUAAACUCAUUUUGAUACCUCUCUCUGUAUAUAUUUAGGAAGAGACUGCUGAGUAUAGUUUAGGACUUGUAAAACCUAAUACGAGAUAUGUUUAACGUAUUACUGUAAAACCCAUGAACACAUGAGGCUGAUUUCAGACGGUAGGACUGUCCUGUGAAAACUAUUGCCUCGGUUUCCUCUAGUGCAAAAGAAGUAGAUAUGGCAUUGCAGUAUCGUGUUGUAUUCUAAGUGGGUGAGUAAUCCUUUUGAAUUUAAAGUUAGUCUGUUUAAAAGGUACGUUUGAGUCCUGUUUGCGUGGCCCUCUUCAGAUACUGUAAUUGAAAUUGUUAUUGAUAUGCCUGUCAUAUGGUUCUCACUUAUGAGGAUCCUUAUUAGCCAAUGCUUAUUGUUUGAUUUGCACUGACCUUAAUCUGAGGGAGAUCUUUGCUUCCUUUGACUGUGUAUGCGCUCAAACUUUUCUUUCUUUUACUCCAUAUCCACUACAAUUAAGUCAUUACAUGCCAAUGUUUUUCCAGAUGGUGCAAAAUAUUGUAUUGUUUGUAAGUUCUGUCUGAUGAUUAAAUGUCAAUAAAUACUUUACUUACUUAGUGAUCUUCA
Cyprinus carpio (common carp) is the source of this 2787-nucleotide messenger RNA. Its product is annotated as palmitoyltransferase ZDHHC15B. Gene Ontology annotation, molecular function: protein-cysteine S-palmitoyltransferase activity. NCBI's taxonomy places the organism in Eukaryota, Metazoa, Chordata, Actinopteri, Cypriniformes, Cyprinidae. Gene Ontology annotation, biological process: protein targeting to membrane; synaptic vesicle maturation; peptidyl-L-cysteine S-palmitoylation. The record is from RefSeq and is a predicted model, not a curated record. Gene Ontology annotation, cellular component: endoplasmic reticulum; Golgi apparatus.